AUGGCACCUUCACCAUCGACGUCUACGCCGUCGUCCUCGUCUUCACCGCCUUCGCUGCAGCAAGCUACGGUGAAGUCUACGGUUGCUUGGCAGAGGGAUUUGGAGAGUUUGUUUGUGCUUGCGAAGGAUCGGUUUCCGGAUGUAGUGUGGGACUUGGUGGACGAGGAUGACGAUGCGAAGGGAGAGGAGGUAUGGGGUCACAAAGCCAUCGUCUACGCACGAGCACCACCAACUUUCCAACAACGCUACUUCUCCUUCCGGCCAGCUCCAAUAUCCUCACCAGGACCCUACUCGCCAACCGGGUUUCCGGCCCAAUCCGCACUCUCUCUAUCUCUGGGAGUUGAUCUCCCUUCCAUGUCCCGCUCCCCAUCGCCCUUCCGCCCCGUCUCCCCCAGCCCCUCGACCACCGUCAACGGCGUCCUCCGACUGACCACCACCAUCAACCCCAUCCUUUUCUCCAAGGAGCUCGAAUACCUCUACACCGGCAAAGGCUUCGGCGAAGCCUUCGAAUUCCUCUUCGACUCGACCGAGCACCGCGACGAAGGCGAUGCCGAAGAGAACCGAAUAGACAAGCUACGAAAAGACAUGGUGUUCAUGUGGCGCUCACGGCUCUACUCCGACGUCCGCAUCACGAUCGAAGGCCGCCCAUCGUCCACACACGAAAACACCGCCGCCGUCUUCUCCACACAUCGCUUCAUCCUCGUCUCCCGAUCCACAUAUUUCCACAACGCGCUCAUCGCCUGGGGCAACCCUUCCUCCAAACCUGGCGAACCUGCGACUCUGACUUUACCUUCCCCACCGUUUACGCCCCCCGCGUUACAUUUCAUUCUUGGGUUCAUAUAUACCGGGACGUUGAUAUUUUCGAAUAGGUCGUAUGACUUGGAUACGGCGUUCCACAUCAUGCGUUCCGCGACGUAUUUAUCGCUCGACACGCUCUACGACGAAGUCCAGGCGCGGAUCGUCGUCGAGAUGAUGCAUGGCCUCUUCCACGCUUUUCUCGAUUUCGCGGAGUAUGAGCGUGUCACGGGCGGGCGGUGGGGUGUCGGCGGAUGUAGAUGCCGACAAUGCGCCCGUCGCGUCCCGCGCGUGCUCGAAUUCGCGCUCCUCGACGACGUGAAGAACCCGCACCUCGAACGGGGCGCGCGUCGGGCCCUAGUCGGACUUUUUGGCGAGGGGUGGUGUCAUCCCGAGUUCGCUGGUCUGGACAAGAAAGUGCGGGAGAUGGCGUUGAAGGGCGUGGCGAAGCGGACGACGCCAAGUAAUGUGUUUGCGCUGUUGUUCGCGGCGGAGUUUGCUUUGAGAAGAUUGGAGAGCGUGAUUGAUACGUGGGCGGAUGUGGUCAAGGAUAUGAUUGUGGAGGCGAGGAAGGGGAUGGAUAGGGUGUUGAAUGAUCAGGCGGAGGAGUGUUUCCAGCAGGGGGAGUGGGAGGAGUUGAUGGAGGCGGAUGGGGUCAGGUUUGAGGAUGGGGAGAAGGUGGAGUUGAUUACGGAUGCCUUGAGGAGGGGGUUCAAUGAGAAGAGUGCGGCGAUGGUUUAUCAAGUCCUCGUGUCGUCUAUUUUGCUGCGCCCCCACGCGACGGAUCCGAACCAGACGAUGCUGUCACAGACAUCUCAUGUUCGUGUCCUGAUUGAACAGGUGCGCAUGGACGUCGUACGAUGGGUGCGUAAGAGGUGGUUUAGUAUCCGGAAUGACGGAGGGUUCAAUACGUUGGAGAACUGGGCAUUGAAGGAGCUUGCACACGCUUCGACUCCUACGACGGCGAAACCUUCGCCAGUCAAUGCGGUUAAGGAAUCCGUCACGCGGAGGGCUUCGACGGAUACGAUCACGAAGUCGACAGCCGACUCGGUUGUUGGGGCUCCGAGGGGUGCGACGCUCGAGGUUGGGAUUCCGUGUAUUAUCUCGUCGAAACGGGCGCGGUUCCGCGCGUUUGCGAGGUAUAUCGGGGAGGUGGAGGGUGAGUCUGGGCCUUGGGUAGGGGUGGAGGUGCCGUUGAUGGAUAAUGGGACGACGGAGAAGGUCGAGAAGAGGCAGUGGAAUGAUGGGACGUGGGGCGGGAUCAAGUAUUUUGAUCUCGGGGUAGGAGCGGAGUGGGAUUACAGCGAGGAGCGCGCGGCGAGGCGGCGGAGAUUGGACCAGUGGUCGGGCGGGAGCACGUUGAAGGGAUCUUCGAUCCUGGGGUUGAAGAGGGAGGCGGAGCUGUCGGUGGAUGGGAGGAGCAAGCGGUUUAGGGCUGCGUCGCCGGCGGUUUCGGAUGUGACGAAUACGACGGAGUCGAGGGGGUUGUUCGUUAGGCCUCAGCAGGUUUUGUAUGUCGUUGAUGCUGUUGGGGCGGAUUUCUGA
Molecule: messenger RNA, 2340 nt
Organism: Stereum hirsutum FP-91666 SS1
Lineage: Eukaryota; Fungi; Basidiomycota; Agaricomycetes; Russulales; Stereaceae
Exons: 5
Coding region: 1-2340 (779 amino acids)
Molecular function (GO): protein binding
Source: RefSeq, a predicted model, not a curated record